AUGUCAUCAUUCAACAUUGAUUUUUCUGCAUGUAGUUUAACAUCUGUUAAUCGUGAUUUGGUUGUAUUUGGUAUCGAAGAUUUUAGUAUUUCUAAUGGUACACCUGAACCGUCAUUAACUGUAUUAGUAUCAAAAGGUAAAACAUAUGAAGAAAAAGCUCAUGAUCCAUUUCGUAUGUAUUGUGAUGAAAGAACAUCUUCAUUUCAAUCUCAAUUUGGUAAAAAUUCUAUUAAGAAUUUUUUUGUCUUUUAA
Rotaria sp. Silwood2 is the source of this 252-nucleotide messenger RNA. Lineage: Eukaryota; Metazoa; Rotifera; Eurotatoria; Philodinida; Philodinidae. The record is from the annotation of a GenBank genome assembly.